Dentiscutata erythropus is the source of this 342-nucleotide messenger RNA. The record is from the annotation of a GenBank genome assembly. NCBI's taxonomy places the organism in Eukaryota, Fungi, Glomeromycota, Glomeromycetes, Diversisporales, Gigasporaceae.
GCACCUGAAGUCCUUAAAGAGCUUGAUCAUGGUAAACAUGUAGAUAUGUGGGCUAUAGAUUCGAGCCUCAAGAAUGCUGGCAAAGAAUAUCUGAAAGAGCAAAAAUUAUUAAAUGUAGAUCCCGAUAGCCGUUUUACUGCUCAUCAAGCACUUAAUCAUUCCUGGUUUUGUGAACCUUUGCCUAAUCAAAUUGGUGAUCCACCUCGUCGCUUUAAUGCUCAUAGAAUUUUCAAAAAAGCUGUUAAUACUAUUAGAGUAAUCAAUGAUCUCUCUCAUGCAAAUAGUUCGAAUAUUGUUAAUUUAUUAGAAGAGUCGAGGAUGAAAAUGUUGUUGCCGCUUUAA